ACGACGUGACAAACGAGAGAUUCGUCGCACAGCCAUGGCCUCCGGUCUUCACUUCCUGCUGCUGCUGCUCCUCUGCAGCGUCUCCUCUGAGGCUCGCCUCAGGAUCUUCGAGAUAUCAGCCAGCGACCUGCCUUCAGACAUCUUCGGGAUCACCGACGCGUACAUCAAGGUGUCCGUCGGCUCACAAUCGCUCGGCCAGACAAAAGUGAAGGACAACCAGGUGAACCCCUGGUGGGAGGAGGAGUUCUACUACUCCUAUGCCCAGCAGGACGACGUGCUGAGGCUGGAGGUGCACGACGAGGACACGUUCUUCGACGACCUGCUGGGGAUCUGCUCCAGGCAGCUGCAGUACGGAACGCACCGCUUCGACUGCUUCCUGGAGGAAAAAGGAGUCCUCCAUUACAGCUACACUCUGGACAGCCAGUAGGCUCGUCGACGCUGACGCGACCUUUGACCUUCUCAAAUGUUCAUG
Molecule: messenger RNA, 472 nt
Organism: Salarias fasciatus (jewelled blenny)
Lineage: Eukaryota; Metazoa; Chordata; Actinopteri; Blenniiformes; Blenniidae
Product: probable ADP-ribosylation factor GTPase-activating protein AGD13
Exons: 2
Coding region: 35-427 (130 amino acids)
Biological process (GO): T cell mediated cytotoxicity; immunological synapse formation; defense response to virus
Cellular component (GO): membrane
Molecular function (GO): wide pore channel activity
Source: RefSeq, a predicted model, not a curated record